Molecule: messenger RNA, 628 nt
Organism: Blepharisma stoltei
Lineage: Eukaryota; Ciliophora; Heterotrichea; Heterotrichida; Blepharismidae
Source: the annotation of a GenBank genome assembly
AUGAAAACUUCAUACGACCAAGUUGAAUCUGAAUCUUAUCUUAUUAACUUAUUAAAUCUAUAUUGUUUAACGUCUCCAAUGAGAUUGCACACCUCCUGCUAUCAAUGUUCUCACUCUGUGUUUGGCAUUUCUCGCCAUGAAGGAAGGUUGAGGGAGCUAAAUUUCAACACUUCUCAGAUUGGUUGAGCAGAAAAACACUAUGCAUUUCAUUUUCCUAGGGCUAGAAAUCCACUCAUCGUUGGCUUACCUGAUAUAUAUGGGACGGGAAACACCAUAAAGCUGAAACUCAUAAUCAAAAUAUGCCAUAAUGCCGAAUAAUUAGCUCCGCUAAUUUUUUCUCAUUCAGCAAUAUUUUGAUUAUGAAUCUGAAUCUUAUCAAUGCUUCGAAAAUCUCGCAUAUAGUUCUUUAGUUGGGGCUGGAAUAGCUAGCGCAAUUUCCUUACUAGUAUUGAAGUCAAGACUUCCUGCAAUUUUAUAUGGAGCUGGAUUUGGUGCAGGCUUAUCAGUUCACCAAUGCCAAAUUAAGUUUGAAGAGCUAAAUACUGAGAAAAAGACUUAUCCAGCAGAAGCUGAAACCUGGGUCAGCGCACUUGCAAUGAUGGGCAGAGUUUUAAAUGCUAACUCUUAA